GUGCUCCGCCUGCCGAUCAGUCCCAUCGCGGCGCAUCGCGCAUCGUCUUGUCUUCGCGGCCAAGCUUUCUUUCGGCCCCGGCCUGGUCUGGUCCUAUAUUUUAACGGAAGGCGUGAGGGAGUGGUUGAAGAAAACUGGUUGACGCCAGACGCAGCGUCGCGCCCGAGAAGCACGCGCUUCACUGCGCUGCCGCAGGCUUUGCCCUGCCUUCUUGCCUCUCUCUCUCGCUUCUCCUCCCACCAGAUGCCGAGGGAAAAGGGAAUGGCCUUUUGGGGUUUCUUCGACGGCGACGGCGACGACGGCGGACCUGCGCCCGGCAUGAACGAGUUCCCCUACUACGCCGCCGCCGGCCCGGGCGCCCUCGCCUCCUCCUCCCUCUCGCCGCCGUCCUCCCUCGCGCCGGCCGGCGACGGCCGCGGCUUCGUGAAGGUGGAGGACGGCAGCCGGUCGAUGACAGACCACCUCCACGCCGUCUCCGGAGGCGAUGCCGGCGGCGGCGAGGACGGCGAGGCCGCGCCAGAGCUCGACCACCGCGGCAAGCGCAAGAGGCCCGCCAACGCGCGCCACACCCCUCGGCAGAUCCAUGAGCUCCAAGCGUUGUUCGAGCAAUGCCCCCACCCGGACGAGAAGCAGCGGGCGGCGCUGGGCAAGAGGGUCCGCCUCCAGCCGAGUCAGGUCAAGUUCUGGUUCCAGAACCGGCGCACGCAGUUGAAGAGGGAAUCUCUGCUGCACGAGAACCAGCAGUUGAUGGCGGAGAACGGCAAGCUGCGCGCCGAGAACCUGUCCCUCAGGGUGGCAAUGGCGCAUCCAGUGUGUGGCGGCUGUGGCGGCCCGGUCCCAGCGAUGCUUGACGAGUCGCCGUCCCUGGAGGAGGAGGACCUGCGCGUCCAGAACGCCACGCUCAAGAACGAGCUCAGCCGACUCUGCGCUCUCGCUUCCGUGUUCCUUGGCAGGUCCAUUUCCUACGUGGCGGCGCCACCAACGCCAGGCUCGCCAGCGGAGCGCAUUGGUUCAGUGCCGGCGACCACCGUGGCCAACUCGACGGUCACCGAGUUCACGGGCAGUCCCUCCAGCCAAACAGCGGGAAUGGCGAUCACGGCCAUGGCGAAGGCUGGCAUCGACAGGUCCGUGUUCUUGGAGCUUGCGACGAGUGCAAUGGAUGAGCUCGUCAAGAUGGCGCAGAUGGACGAGCCGUUGUGGAUUCCAAAUGUUCCCUUGCCUGGUUCCCUUGCCAAGGAGACGCUCAACCAUGAAGUGUACUUGAGGACCUUCUCGCCAGCCAUAGGGGUGAAGCCUCCGGGGUUUGUAUCCGAGGCCUCUAGGGAGUCCGGCAUUGUAAGCAGUGAUGGCAGCGUCGAGCUUGUGGAGACUCUGUUGGAUGAGAGACGUUGGUCCCGUUUUUUCUCGUGCAUAAUUGCCGAAUCAUCGACGAUCGAGGAGAUCUCUACUGGAGCUGCAGGAAGUAGAGAUGGUGCAUUGCUGCUUAUGCAGGCAAAGCUGCAGGUUCUUUCGCCUCUUGUCCCUAUUAGGGAGGUGACCUUUCUCAGAUUCUGCAAAAAGUUGGGUGAGGGUUUCUGGGCUGUAGUGGAUGUUUCCAUGGAUGAGUUGGUGAUGGAGCAAGGCCUUGCCGUGGCAUCCACCACUGCAAAUAUGAAGUGCCGGAGGCUGCCUUCUGGCUGUGUGGUGCAAGAUACCCCCAAUGGCUUCUGCAAGGUUACAUGGGUUGAACAUACAGUAUAUGAUGAAUCCUCCGUGCACCAGCUCUACCGGCCUCUCCUGCGGUCUGGCCUUGCCCUUGGUGCAGGGCGGUGGCUUGCGACGCUACAGCGCCAGUAUGACUGCUUGGACGUUCUCAUGCCGAAGCAAGACUCGUCAGAUGCCAUGUUGGAAGGAUCACGGAGCUUGCUGAGGUUGGCAGAGAGGAUGAUGGACAACUUCUGUGCGGGGGUGAGCGCAUCUUCUGCUGAAUGGAGCAAACUGGAGGACGUCACGGGGAGCAUUGGGGAGGAUGUGCGUAUCAUGGCAUGUAGGAGUGUGGAUGAACCUGGGGUGCCAGCUGGUGUGGUGCUGUGUGCUGCCACAUCGGUGUGGAUGCUUGUAACACCCAAACGGCUUUUCAACUUCCUGUGCAAUGAGAGAACGCGGGCUGAAUGGGACAUCCUAAGCAAGGGUGGCCCUAUGCAGGAGGUGACAAAAAUCUACAAGGGGCAACAGAAUGGCAACGCCGUAUCUCUACUGAAGGCCACUGCCCCAAACACCCAGCAGGACAGCAGCAUCCUGAUCCUACAGGAGACGUGCACAGAUGCAUCCAGCUCAAUGGUGGUGUACACCCCAGUGGACAUCCCAGCAAUGCGCCGUGUCAUGGGCGGGGAAGGCGACCCGGCAUCGAUCAUGCUCUUGCCAUCCGGUUUCGCCAUUCUGCCCGGCUGGCCGAGCAUAUCUGGCGACGACGGGCACAAGACAUGCGGCUCGCUGCUCACCGUGGCGUUCCAGAUACUCGGGAACAGGCAGCCCACCGGGAAGCUCACCGUGGAGUCGGUGCAGACCGUGGACAGCCUCAUCUCCUGCACCAUCAACAGGAUCAAGACGGCGCUGCGACGCCUGAGCGAGCUUGGGGACGGGGGAACCCUUUUGGCCUAGGAGCGAGCGAGCAGACGGUGAAGGGUCUUGGAGUCAAGAACGAACCGCGAAAAUAGGAGUGUGGCCUUUGCUGGGUGGUAAGGACCGGGCUGGGCUGGGCAGGUCCUUAGCACAGAGCAAUGGUGGUGGUUCGGGUAUUGACUCGGCCUUCUCCCGGCUGUUCUCUCUCGUGACAUUUGCAUUUUGGACAGACAGUUGGAGGCUAGUCUUCUUAAGCUUUUGUUUGCAUUUUGGCCCGGACUUGGUAGCGUUGGUGACAGCAAGAUGUGAUGCUUUCUGUAGGAACUCGCUCUGAAUGGCAAUGUUCCGUUGGCCAGAUGUUCGGUUCUUUUGAGGCAGCCUUGGGUUCCAAGAAUGGUAUCCAGCAAGCAAUCAGUCAUCUAGAAAGAAUGAACUUUGUUAAUUGUUAUGUUAGGAGUAUUUGUACUCCCUCUGUUUCAAAAUAAGUGUCAUGGUUUUAGUUGCACAACAUUCAUUUUGGAACGUAGGGAGUAACAUUCAACGUCAUGGUGCAUGGGCACUGAAAUGUGAACACAAAGUAGCUGCAAACUCUGGGACAUGGAGUUUCUACACUUAAUUUUCCGCACACAUGCAAAUUUUCAUGAAGAAAAAACAUCCUGAAUGCUCUGGCUAAAAG
Molecule: messenger RNA, 3277 nt
Organism: Triticum aestivum (bread wheat)
Lineage: Eukaryota; Viridiplantae; Streptophyta; Magnoliopsida; Poales; Poaceae
Product: homeobox-leucine zipper protein ROC4
Exons: 9
Coding region: 244-2640 (798 amino acids)
Molecular function (GO): lipid binding; DNA binding
Source: RefSeq, a predicted model, not a curated record